Drosophila hydei is the source of this 1881-nucleotide messenger RNA. RefSeq names its product NGFI-A-binding protein homolog (gene nab). Gene Ontology annotation, molecular function: transcription coregulator activity; transcription factor binding. The record is from RefSeq and is a predicted model, not a curated record. The coding region runs from base 1 to 1881 and encodes 626 amino acids. Gene Ontology annotation, cellular component: nucleus. The transcript is spliced from 7 exons. Gene Ontology annotation, biological process: negative regulation of DNA-templated transcription. Lineage: Eukaryota; Metazoa; Arthropoda; Insecta; Diptera; Drosophilidae.
AUGAGCUACAACGAGCAAUCUCCCUCGCCAGCCGGCAAGACGCACAGUUUGGUCACAGGAAGCGGAAGCUCCAGCUGCUCAGGCAGCAACAUUCUACUCCAGUCGCUGCCCCAAUCACUGCUCACCACCACCACCACCACCAUCGCCAGCAACAGCAACAGCAUCGAACUGCUCAAGCAGGACGAUGUCAACAAUCUGUCCUUGGCCAGCGGCCUAUCCGAGGGACAACGCUCACACUCCGGCGCACCGUCGGCCUCCUCCAGCCCGAUCCUAAGUCCGCAGGGCAAGAUCUUUGGGCGCAAUGCGAACGGCACAUUGGUCGCAACAUCGCGGCCGAGCAACGAGGCAGAGGUGCAGCUAUAUCGUGUGCUACAGCGUGCCAGCCUGUUGGCCUACUACGACACAUUGCUGGAGAUGGGCGGCGAUGAUGUGCAGCAGCUGUACGAUGCGGGCGAGGAGGAGUUUCUGGAGAUAAUGGCAUUAGUGGGCAUGGCAUCGAAGCCGUUGCAUGUGCGGCGUCUGCAGAAAGCGCUGCACGAAUGGGCCAACAAUCCGAGCCUAUUCCAAGGAGCCAUGCUGCCACAGCUAGGCUUAUGUGAGACACCGACCAAGCCCGCACCCGCUUUGAUCUUCAACUCAGAGUCAACGCCUGCGUUGCCACGCCAUAAGUACGCAUCCUUUCAGCCCGCAGCUCCUGUUGCUGCUGCUGCUGCUGCUGCUGCUGCUUCAGUUGCUCCGACUUCGGCUGCCAGUGCUCAGCUUCUGGCGCAGAUCAGUGCGCCUGUCAUCUGCCCCGCUUUGCCAGUGCUGCAGAGUCCAACAACGACGCCUUUGGUGGUCAGCAACGUGGGCAGCUGUGUGGCUGGGGCACAUCAGGUGUCGUCCAGCUCGCCACAGCUAACACCUGUGCUCACCGAGCUGCAGGUGCAACGCAUUACGAUGUGCGCCGAGAAGAUUGCACGACAGCUGCCGCAACGGGAGCCGCGUGCGCAGACCUCCAAGAAGCGCACCACCCGCGAGCUGGAGCAGGUGAUUGCCAUGGCGGAGCACGAUCCGAGGCGCAUGGAUGAGAUACGUAAGUAUUCGGCUAUCUAUGGUAGAUUCGAUUGCAAGCGACGUCCAGAGAAGCCGCUCACACUGCACGAGGUCUGUGUGAACGAGGCGGCGGCGCAGCUCUGUCGUAAUCCUCAAACCAUUUGGCUGCUCACGCGGCGUGAUGAGCUCUUUCCACUAGCUCGUCAGAUUGUCAAGGACGCGGGCUUUGGCCAUUCGGCCAGCAUAGCUCGCUAUGGCGGUCUGCUCACCCAGCUGCCCAGCCAGGCGCUGCAGCGUACGGGCAUCGAUCUGGAUUGCGAGUCCAGCGAUGCAAUGACUGCUGCCUCGGCAUCUGCAUCAGCUUCAGCUGCUGGUGCCAUGCUGCCCAGCAUUAAGAGGCAGCGUCUCUCCUCUACAGAGGCUGCUCAGCUGCCCAUCGAACUGAAUCGGGAGGCUGUGGAGGAUUCGCGUUACAAUCUGUUUGCGAUGUACCAAAAGUUUGCCAAGCCGCCGUUCGAUUUGACGGAAAUAGCCAAAUUCUCAUUGGGCAAAUCGGCCGACUUUGAGGACAACGAUUCGCGCUUCUCCUUUAGCAACUCCAGCUCGCCGCCACUGCCAGGCAAUGGUCUGGAAAGUGAAAGAUCGCCCGUCUCCUCGCUGGACGCGUGCUGUGCAAAGCCGAACGAAAGCCUCGGCCUGGGCGAAACUGUGGAUCUGACAGCUGCCGGCGUCCAGGUCAUCUCAGCGGCGGGUGAUAAUAUCAUUGCAGUGGCGAAUCCCGCCCUGGCACUCAGCCCCACACUGAAUGAGGUGCUCAAGCGAAAUGUUGCCUCACCAGAAAUUUAG